Messenger RNA from Loxodonta africana (African savanna elephant), 474 nucleotides. RefSeq names its product transcription initiation factor TFIID subunit 4-like. Bases 1 to 474 code for a protein of 157 amino acids. The transcript has a single exon. Lineage: Eukaryota; Metazoa; Chordata; Mammalia; Proboscidea; Elephantidae. The record is from RefSeq and is a predicted model, not a curated record.
AUGCAGAUCAGCCGGUCUCUGGUUGGCUGGAGCCGCGCCGGCGGGGGCGGGGCCGGGGCAGGGGCGAGGCGGCAGAGCGCGCGGGGCGGGGGGCGAGGGGAGUCGCCCUGUCCCGUGGCUUCCCCACCCCCUCUCCUCCCUCCGCGGGCCCGGCCGCCAGGCUCCCCGCCUAGGCCUCCGGGAGAGGCCCCGCCCAUCCCCGCCCGCCCCCCCGCCGGCGCGCUCCGCCCCUUUACUCCUGGCGGCCGGGCGAGCCGGGCGUCUGCUGCAGCGGCCGCGGUGGCAGAGGAGGCCCGAGAGGACUCGGCGGCGCCAGCGACGGCGGUGGCGGGACCGGCAGCGGGAGCUCCAGCAGCAGCAGCAGCAGCAGCAGCGGCGGCGGCAGCCGUCAAGAGCCCCCUGUCCCGAGUCGCAGAGCGCGCUGCCGCACGAAGCCCACGAGCCGCCCACCCCGCCGCCCUCGGCACAGCCUGA